AUGUUCCAAUUCUCGUCCUUUGUCCAAAAGGCUCAGUCGUUCAUUGACCCCGCGAAUUUCAGCCUCCCGACGAUAUCGUCCUCCGAUCGCAACCCCUCCAAAGCCUCUCUCUUCCGCCAGCAGUUUCGCCUUCCAGAUUCCCAAAACCCGCUACAAGAGAUUACUGCAGACUUGAUCCUUCCGAUUCCCAGGCCGCCUGCAACAAGUACCCAUGGAGAACGCUCUCGGGAAGCAGACCGGGCUGGCAACCGCUAUACCGGUCGCCUGCAUUUGAGUGAGCGCUUCCUCUGUUUUUCCACCCAGCCAACCAGUUUUAUACCCUCUGCCAGUCACAGUUUGUCGACGACAUUUACUGGGCAAACUCAUGGCACCGGCCCGUCUGGAAAUGGCUUCACAAUUCCGCUGUGUUCCAUUCGCCGUGUGGAACGAUUGAAUAGUCUCAGCCAUGUCUUUUCUCUCGCUUUAACAACUUGGAACGGGGCUUUGGGGAAACAUUCCACUAAAGAUGGUUCCUUCGUCGCCCAACGAUUCACUCUUCAGUUGGUUGGUAGCAGGCAGGCCUGCGAGCGUUUUUGCGAUGGGUUGAAGAAGGUGCUGAGAGAGAGUAUCAAGGAGAUCGACCAGCUUCGUGCUGUGGUUCUCGAGGAGUACUCUGAGUACCUCCUCACAAUGCCUCCCAAGGGCAAAGAGGAUACCGAAAGUGAAGCAAGACAGCCACCUGACGCCGGUCUUGGUAUGGUUUUCCGGUAUCCCGGAGAUGCUCGCAAGCUUAGAGAUCGGAGCAAGAUGCGCUUGUGGGCUGAAUACUUUAGGGAGAAUGGACGCAAUGCGACCCUGAUCCGACAACCGACGUUUCAUAAGCUAAUCCGCGUCGGCUUGCCCAAUCGGUUGAGAGGAGAGGUCUGGGAAGUGGCUUCUGGGUCUCUUUACCUUCGACUGAGAUCCCCGAAGCUCUUCGAAGAGACCCUGGCUAAAUUUGCUGGCCGGGAAUCUCUAGCCAUCGACGAGAUUGAGAAGGAUCUGAAUCGCAGUCUCCCAGAGUACCCCGGCUUUCAGAGCGAGGAGGGCAUUGGACGCUUGCGAAGAGUAUUGACUGCAUAUAGCUGGACUAAUGAGUCAGUAGGCUACUGUCAAGCAAUGAACAUAGUGGUUGCAGCCUUAUUAAUAUACAUGUCAGAGUCACAAGCGUUCUUUUUGUUAUCGGUGCUUUGUGACCGUCUUCUUCCUGGUUACUACUCAACAACCAUGUAUGGAACACUCUUGGACCAGAAAGUGUUUGAAUCUUUGGUUGAAAAGACGAUGCCGGUCCUCUGGGAACACCUAGUCAAAUCCGACGUACAGCUAUCCGUCGUAUCUCUACCAUGGUUCCUUUCUCUUUAUAUAAACUCCAUGCCUUUGGUAUUUGCUUUCCGGGUGCUAGAUGUGUUCUUCCUCGAGGGCCCGAAAGUGCUGUUUCAAGUCGGCCUGGCUAUCCUGCGUAUCAAUGGCGAAGAACUAUUGGAUGUGCAGGAUGAUGGCUCUUUCAUAUCGAUUCUCAAGUCGUACUUUUCUCGCUUGGACGAAUCAGCUCACCCCCGCUCUGAGAACCCGAAGCUUAGAGCCAUUACUCGUUUUCAGGAACUGAUGGUGGUGGCUUUCAAGGAGUUCUCGGGGAUUACUCACAAUGAGAUUACUGAGCACCGUACGAAACAUAAAGAUGCGGUAUUGGAGAACAUCGAGAACUUUGCCAAACGCACAUCGAUAAGAAACCUCGGUCCCGAGAGUAAAAAGUUGAGCACGGAAGACCUCGGGGCAAUCUACGAUCGUUUCUACGAGGUUCUUUAUGAUCGUGAACAGAGACAAAAGCUCCUGUCUGACGAGCAAAAGAAGUUGGAGAAGAAAAAGGUUGAACGGUACUCGAUUCUUGGGCCUCCGGUUGAUGCUGAAGUUGGCCGGGUUGGGCUUGGCCCGAGUCCCACGCAUAUGGACUACGAUGCUUUCCGGGAAUUCCUGGCUGAAACUGCGCGCUGGGCAAUAGCAGAUUCCCCGGGACAGUCGAGAAAGCAAUCCAUGUCUGACCGCAGUAUGGCUAACAAUGGAAGUAUUCGUGGUCGAAGUUCAUCAACCUCCAAAUGGGGCGAGAAAAUCGAGCCGGCUGAUCAUGAGUUCAUGGAACGGCUGUACCGCAAAUGGAACACGGACGGUGCGGAAAGCCUGAGUCUUCAAAAUGUUGCUGUCGGAUUGGCAAAGCUAAAGGGUACGCGUGAUAUCAUGAACUCGAUCAACUACUUUUUUGAUUUGUACGAUGAUAGUGGAAACGGCCAGGUUGACCGAGAGGGUAUCCUGAGGAUUUCCGAAGCUUUACUCUUUCUGUCGCGAAGGGGUUUCGACGGCGCUAUCACUCCCAGUGAAACAGACGAUGUAUUGGAUGCUAGCCUUCCACUUGAACAGCGGGAUAGAGUGAAACUUAGCGUCGACGAGCGAUUCCUUGGAAGUGUUAGUUCUUUCAUCCGACGAUGCUUUGAAUAUGCCGACCCGAGCCAUCCCCAAAAUCAAGGUCAAAGUACCAGUACAGCCAACGAGGAGGAUGUCGAUAGUGCCGCCACCAAGUUGGACGCAUUUGAGAUUGGGGAUGACGAUGACGACGAAGACCUUAUCGAGGUGAAUGAAGAGAAGGAAGAAACAGAGACCGAAAAGGGCUCCCCUCCAUCGACUCCUCUUCAUAAACCCACCCGUGACUCGGUUGCCUCGCAUUCUUCUCGCCCAGAAGCGGCGAACGCUGCUCUUGAUCCAAACAAUCCUCUACACAUCACGCUCCCUACGUUUAGAAUGGUGGUCCUAGCGGAUGAGCUGCUGGAACAGUUCUUCGAGACGUUUUUCCCUCAGUCAUUCCGCUUGUCCGAUCGUCCUCACCCUGCUUCUCUGGCACCGUCCUCGUCUCUUUCAUCCAACCUCACGACAUUCUCUAACCUUGGAGCUGCACGUUCCACAUUCGGCUCGAUUUCUGGCGCAACGGCGGCUGGUGCAUCUGGCGGCAUCGUUCCUCCUACCAGAGGGCUACGCGGAGUGCUAGACAAUAUUGUGUCGGACGGAAUGCGGAUGGCAACCGAAGUGCGAAAGAGAAUGGAAGAAGCCCAACGAGAUAUGGAACGAAAUGCACUCAACCGUGGCGACGAGGAGGAAGAAGAGGACGACGACGAUGGCCGCAGUCUAGCUUCUUCAAGCGCAAUGGUUGGCGGCAUUUCGAGCUGGGGGGCCGGUGCAUAUGGCAUUGAUUCUGAACAGCGCGGCGUUCGCGACCGUGAUCGAGAUCUGUUGGAAGGCGCCGAGGCAGAGUCUGUGCCAGAUGACAAAGACACUCAUCAACCAUCCUCGCAGCCUAGCGAGUCGACAGAACCACCGUUGUUGUUCUCGUCGUCGUCGGCAUCGUCUGCUCCGAAACAGUCGGGCGAAGACCAGUUUGCCGCUCAUCUGCUCGACGUGCUCCCACUUUCCAGGACCACUGCCCCGGAGCUCUUGGUGCUAAAUCUCCAAGAAGUCGCGCCCAUAGCUUAUGCAUUUCUGGGCGGAUCCUUUUUGGUUCCGUACUUUGACGCACUCAAUGCUGCUGUCAAUGAUGCUGCCCAGAACCGGUGGCCAGAUGUCAAAUAUGUCAACUUGGUGACACACAACUGCGGUCUGACGGCGUUGCUCGUGUUUGCGCGUGCCGAUAUUGUCGAGGAUAUAGCAUGGUCUGAUACUGCAGAGGUUGGUGUUGGUGUCCAUGAGACGGGGAAUAAAGGUGCUGUUGGCGCGCGAUUGGGAUAUACGACGAGGGGGAAUGAGACUGUGGAUCUUACCUUUGUCGCGGCACAUAUCGCCCCUAUGGAAGAUGCGUAUGAUCAGAGGAAUCAGGAUUGGAAGAGUAUCGUUGAGCGUCUAGUGUUUACCAAGUCGGGAAACAACAACAACAGCAGCAACAACAGUACCCAGGGAGUGGAUGCUCAAGAAGGCCGAGAUGAUGAUGCAGACGAGGGUGCUAGCCUUCUUCUACGAGAAGAAAGCAGUCGCCAGUCAAACAUGUUCACUCCUAGAUCGCAUCUUUUCUUUGCAGGGGACCUGAACUAUCGCACGUCAGAUGCACCGCCAUCACCAGAAGACUAUGCGCGAUUCCCUCAGCCUGACGCGCCUCUUGACGACCCAGCCCAUCAUUCUCAAUUAUUUGCCAAGGAUCAGUUAACCCGGGAGCUACGUGCCCAAAACACCCUCCAUGGGCUCUCGGAAGCACCCAUAAAGUUUCCUCCGACUUACAAAUACUCCAGCAAGGCUCAAAGGGCUGCUGCCCUAGUGGAAGAUGAGCCCAAGGUCUGGCAGUGGGCGAGACAUCGCUGGCCGAGUUGGUGUGAUCGAAUCUUGUAUCUGGAUCUUCCGCCUUGGAUGAAGGAUAGCGGACGUGUAGAGGUCCAUGGCUAUGAUGCACUACCUCUCUUUUCUACGUCAGACCACCGUGCAGUAGCAUUAGCGGUAUCAGUUCCGCUAAAGCCGAUUCCUCAACCACCACCGUCGUCGUCAACUGACGAUGUUCGCCUACACCCGCCAUUUUCCAUUGAUCCACACUGGAAGGCUAAGAGGGAGACAGCGAGAACCAAAGAGAUUGUUGUUGGCGGGCUUUCAUAUCUCGCCUUGACACGAGAAGGAAACGGCUUCUUGCUGGCGGGCACAAUCGGUCUGAUUGGCUGCUGGUUUGUGCUUCAAUCACUUCUCCUAGGUGAUAUCUGA
Molecule: messenger RNA, 4737 nt
Organism: Talaromyces rugulosus
Lineage: Eukaryota; Fungi; Ascomycota; Eurotiomycetes; Eurotiales; Trichocomaceae
Exons: 4
Coding region: 1-4737 (1578 amino acids)
Biological process (GO): phosphatidylinositol dephosphorylation
Molecular function (GO): phosphatase activity
Source: RefSeq, a predicted model, not a curated record